Symbiodinium necroappetens is the source of this 2703-nucleotide messenger RNA. The record is from the annotation of a GenBank genome assembly. NCBI's taxonomy places the organism in Eukaryota, Dinophyceae, Suessiales, Symbiodiniaceae.
GUCCCGUCAUUGCAGGCCGACGCCGCCCAGGCCGAGCGCCUCGCGCAACUUCAGCAAGUCAACAGGGAGCACCAGGAGAAGCUCCGGCAAUUAGAGGCAGACUUCGCACACCGCUGCGAAGAGCGCACACAGCAGCUCACGGCGGAGCUCGAAAGGAAGAGUCGAACAGAGGCGGAAAGACAGGUGGAGGAGAAGACGCGCCGCUUGUGUGAGCAGUUGGAGAAGGAGAAGCUAUUGCAGAUGGAAAAAGAAGUUCAGGAGAAGUUGCGCCCAUCAUCCACAGUUCUCGAGCGGGAAGCGCGGGCCGUGCUUGAGAAGGAGGCCGAGGAGCGUGUCAGAAGCUCGAUCCCAGAGUUCGAGCGGGCGGUGAAGGAGCGGCUGGAAAGAGACGUGGAAGCAAAGGUCCGGGCUUCCCUGCCACAGCUCGAGUUGCGCCUUCGGCAGGAGCUAGAAGCAGAUGCUCUCAAGCGCGUUUCGGCGGAUCGACAUCAGAUUGAAGAGGCAGCAAGGAGGCGGCUUGAGCAGGAAGCUGAAGACAAAGCCAGGAGAGGUCUUCCAGACAUGGAAAGAACCGCGCGGGAGAAGCUCCAGAAACAGGCUGAAGACACGGCCGCGGCCAUCGACAAGGUCGCUAUUGCGGCCGAGGAGAAGGUACGGGCAACCGCCUCCAGCAUUGAGGCUGAGAUCCGAGAGCGUUUGCGGAGAGAGUCGGAAGACCGAAAGGUUGAGCUCCCUGUCCUGGACCGAGAGGAACGCGAGCGAAUUCGCAAGGACGUCGAACAGCGUGAGGAGCUGAAAGUUCGUGAAGCAGCCGUGAUGGACAGACAACACCUCCUGGACGAGAGGGAGGAGGUCUUAAAGGGCGCAGAGAGACUUCUUCGCCGCCGCGAAGUUGAGAUAGAAGGCCAAGCGAUGCGCUGGGCGCAGAUGCAGACGCCGCCGACGCCUCGAAACCACGGGGCCUCCGGCCUCGCAGGUACUUGGCCGAGCCCGGCCGCGCCGGUCGAAAGUCCUGUGGAGCGUCCAACACUUGCAGUCACCACUCAAGCGGGCCCUGCCGCGAUGCAAAGCAGCGGUGGCAAGAUCGGAACCGGAACUGUCGAGUCGCUGGACCUGUCGCCGCAAGAUGCCUCUCCCGGACAGGAGGCCAAGGGCGAAGGCGUGGAGGCCGCGCCACCGUCCACGAAUCUCCCCGGCGAGGCUGCACCUCUUCAGCAGGAGUUGGACGAGGAGAUCGAGGAGAUGCUUGCAUCCGUGGUCACCAUGAAGCCCCAGGCGCAAGCGGAGAGGACGAUUGACCCUACAAAUACCCCUUUUUGCAUCAUGAGCUCCGAAGGUCGCUUGGCCGUUGCCGGCGUGUUGGCUGGAGCUGCCUCCAUGGCUUGCUCAGCCAAGACUGCCACGGUUCCGACGGCUGGUGCUUCAGCUUCUGGCCUCGCGGCCGGACUUGUCGGAACCGCUGGUAUGGUUCAGAUGGCGAAGAUGGCAAAGAACCGAAAGCGCACUCGAGUGCCCCGCUUCCAGCAGGCUCCAAGGCAGGCGGCAGUGGCAGAGCGCAAGACGGACCUGUCCGGCGCUUUGCCCGAUUGCCCUGCAACAAUCUGGAAUGCGGAGGACAUCGACGUGCAGAACCUGCCGGCCAUCAAGCAGACCGCGCCUCUCAUCAUCGAUGCUGCUGAGCUGGGGGAUGAGCUCAAGAAGGGAACGGAGAAAGAGUGGUUCCUCUCGCAGCGGGAGAAGAUCAUGAAGCAGUUGCAAGAUCAUGGUGCGAUUUGGUUCCGGAACUUCGAGUCCACGAAGGAUGCUGAAGGCUUCCGGGCCUUCUACGAGGCACUGCAGCUCAACCCGUGCCUUGAUCCUAUCCACACAUCAGGGCUUCGCGCCAUGGAGGUCCAGAAGCAUGCCGUCUACGAGGCAGUGAACAAGCCUUCACUGGCACAGCACUUUGUUGGUUUACACAACGAGUCGACCUUUGUGAAGACCGCCACCUACGGAGCUUUCGUCUGCUUCGAGCCGGCCUCUGAGGGAGGUGGAGAGUUCUUCAUUGCAGACGGGGCCAAGAUCGUCAACGACCUAGACAAAGAUGUCUUAAAGCGGAUCUACGAGAACAAGGUGCGAAUCUCCGUGAGCAACCUGGACCUCAACUUCCUCAGCGGCCUGCCAGAUGGCUUCAGAGAGCAGGUCUCCGACUAUCUGCAGGAUUUGAUCUUGAAGGUGGUCGCCCCGAAGUUUGAGAUGGACUUGGAGAUGGUGUUCGGUGCAGACCAGUCCAACCCUUACCGCCUGCAAGCCAUCGAGCAUGCCCAGUCGCCGAUCAACAAGCACCCCGUCACCGGUCAGCCGGUGUGGUUCUGCAACUUGCACAACCACAGCCGAUACUUGCGCGACCGACGCCCGUGCACGGUACCGGAGGUGGGAAUGACAGACGUGUACAGCGGAGACCUCUCCACAAUUCCCUAUGACGAUGUCCGGCACAUCAAUGAGGUUUGUGAGCGCAACCUGGUAACCAUGCCUAUGAAAAAGGGCGAUGUUGUCCUCCUGGACAACUACCGCGUGCUGCAUGGGCGCAACACUUUCAAGGGUGACCGCAAGCAUGCCGUAACUUGGUUCGAGUCUUGUGGUGAGCAGCUGCAGCGUGAGGAUUCGAACAAGGACAAACCUGACGACUUCAUGAACACUCUCAUCAACAAGACUCUAGUCUGA